Messenger RNA from Cyprinus carpio (common carp), 9057 nucleotides. Its product is annotated as cadherin EGF LAG seven-pass G-type receptor 2-like. Gene Ontology annotation, cellular component: plasma membrane. The record is from RefSeq and is a predicted model, not a curated record. Gene Ontology annotation, biological process: cell surface receptor signaling pathway; G protein-coupled receptor signaling pathway; homophilic cell-cell adhesion. NCBI's taxonomy places the organism in Eukaryota, Metazoa, Chordata, Actinopteri, Cypriniformes, Cyprinidae. Gene Ontology annotation, molecular function: calcium ion binding; G protein-coupled receptor activity.
UGGAGGUGUGUGUGUGUGUGUGUGUGUGUGAGCGCAGUGUGUGGAUCAGCAUGGAGACUCCACAAGCAAACUCUAAGGGGAAAAACUGGAUUUAAUUCAUUCGCCGUGGAGGAGCAGCACCGAGGAGCGAUGAAGCGGGAUUUGUUGCUCUUUGUUUUCGGGUGGUUAAAACUCCCGUGGCUCGUGGAUUGUUUCGUUGUUCAUGUGAGUGAGGAUGCGGGACCGGGCACCGCGAUCGCCGGUCUGGAGGGAAGCGCCGCUUGCGCGCUGGAGCAGCUCAUCCUGCCGCGGUUCGCGGAGAGUUUUCUGCGCGCGGACGCGGGUGUGCUGACCCUCUCGGGCGCUUUGAACUGCGACGCGGUUCUUUUGAACCCGUUCGGUGUGUACGCGGUCGUGGAGUGCGCUGAUAACGCGUCGGGGUUCAGACACCUUGUAACCAGCCAGUAUGAUGUGCACGUUCACGGGAAGAAGUGCGCGAGGGUACGCAAACGCGAAGAAAAGCUGGAUGUGGAGAUUAUAAGUUUGAUAGACACUUCUGCGUGCCUUGAGGCGGACACUGCUGUUUUCCGGGUGUUUGAUGUGUUACCGGGCAACCCGACGCGCUGUAAUGUAACCGGGACUUCAGCGCUUUAUAUCUCCAACGGGCUGCUGUUUACUAACGCUCCGCUGUGUUUCACUCGCGAUUCUUUGGUGGAGUUUCAACUGCGCUGCGCGGGACGCGAAAGAAGCGCAAGUUCUGGUCUUGCGCAUGCGCAUUGGCGCAUGGGCCGUGGCCCUUUCACGCAAACACACCUGAGGAAGUUACUGCAGCGGGCCGCGCGUUCAAACUCCGGUCUGCUGAGCAGGAGGAAGAGGAACGUCAACAAUAACCCUCAGUUUCAACCUCCCAUGUAUCAGGUGUCCGUUCCAGAGAAUCAACCAGCCGGAACUUUUGUUGUUGUUUUAAAAGCAUUUGACCCGGAUGAGGGUGAAGCUGGAAGGCUGGAAUAUUUCUUAGAAGCUCUGUUUGAUAGUCGCUCCAACAAUCUCUUCACUGUCAACUCAUCAAGCGGAGUCGUUUCCACCGUGGAGAUACUAGACAGAGAACUAAGGGAGGACACGCAUGUGUUCAGGGUCACGGCGGUUGAUCGUGGAACGCCUCGACGUACAGCAAUGGCCACUCUCACCGUAACAGUAAGCGAUACGAACGAUCACGACCCUGUAUUUGAGCAGCAGGAUUAUAAAGAGAGCGUACGUGAGAAUCUGGAGAUUGGUUAUGAGGUUCUAACUGUGCGUGCCACGGAUGGCGACGCUCCCGUUAACGGAAACAUCCUUUAUCAUUUGCUGAACAACAACAACGGCACUAACGAUGUUUUCGAGAUCGAUUCCCGGUCUGGCGUUAUUCGCACGCGAGGACUGGUUGACCGCGAAACUGGUCGAGAUUCCUAUGUGCUUCUAGUCGAAGCCAACGACCAGGGACGGGAUCCGGGCCCCCGACGUGCAACGGCGAGUGUACACAUCAUCGUGGAGGACGAUAACGACAACGCGCCGCAGUUCAGCGAGAAACGCUACAUCGUUCAGAUUCCCGAAGACUUGACGCCCAACACCGAAAUCCUGCAGGUGACGGCGACAGAUCAGGACCGCGGGAACAACGCCGUGGUCCAUUUCAGCAUCAUGAGUGGCAACACAAGGGGCCAGUUUUACAAUCGAGACGCCCAAACGGGAAAAUUAGAUUUGGUGAGUCAGCUGGAUUACGAGAUGAAUAAGGAGUACACGCUUCGCAUUCGAGCGCAAGAUGGCGGACGCCCGCCGCUCUCCAACAUCAGCGGCCUAGUCACAGUGCAAGUACUGGACGUUAACGACAACGCUCCGAUAUUCGUAAGCACUCCGUUCCAAGCUACAGUACUGGAGAACGUUCCAGUUGGAUAUUCCGUCAUUCAUAUUCAAGCCAUAGACGCCGAUGCGGGAGAUAAUUCCCGUUUGGAAUAUCGUCUCACAGAGGCCACGCCCAACUUCCCGUUCACCAUCAACAACAGCACCGGCUGGAUCGUCGUAGCAUCGGAACUGGACAGAGAGAGCGUGGACUUCUAUAGCUUCGGAGUGGAGGCGCGAGACCACGGAGCGCCGGCUAUGUCCUCAUCGGCUAGCAUCAGCAUGACUAUUCUAGACGUCAACGACAACAACCCUGAGUUCACGCAAAAGGCCUACUACAUGCGCCUAAACGAGGACGCGUCCAUAGGAACGAGCGUCGUCACCGCGUGUCCCGCCGUCGAUCAGGAUAUUAACAGAAAAAAAAAAAAAAAAAAAAAAAAAAAAAAAAAAAUAAACAGCGUUGUUACGUAUCAGAUCUCAAGUGGGAAUACAAGAAACCGAUUUUCCAUCACCAGCCAGAGCGGCGGAGGCCUGAUAACCCUCGCUCUACCGCUGGACUACAAGCUGGAAAGACAGUACGUCCUCACCGUAACGGCGUCUGACGGGACACGCUUCGACACCGCUAAGGUUUAUGUCAACGUCACGGAUGCCAACACACACAGGCCAGUUUUCCAGAGUUCGCAUUACACGGUCAACAUCAACGAGGACCGGCCUGUCGGGAUGACCGUAGUGAUGAUUAGCGCGACGGACGAGGACACGGGCGAGAACGCUCGAAUCACGUACUUCAUGGAUGACAGCAUCCCGCAGUUUAACAUCGAUUCGGAUAGCGGCGCGGUAACCACGCAGAUGGAGCUGGACUACGAAGAUCAAGUUUCCUACACGCUCGCCAUCACGGCUCGAGACAACGGCAUCCCGCAGAAAUCCGACACUACCUACUUGGAGAUCCUGGUGAAUGAUGUUAACGACAACUCGCCCGUGUUCCUUCGCGACCGCUACUUGGGAUCGGUCAUGGAGGACAUUCCCACCUUCACCAGCGUCCUGCAGGUGUCCGCGACCGACCGAGACUCGGGCCUCAACGGACGCGUCUUCUACACGUUCCAGGGCGGAGAAGACGGAGACGGAGACUUCAUCAUCGAGUCUACAUCGGGGAUCGUACGAACCCUGCGACGUCUUGACCGAGAAAACACGCCUGUUUAUAAUCUCCAAGCCUUCGCGGUGGAUAAAGGUGUUCCUCCGCUCAAGACGCCGGUUGAUAUCCAGGUGACCGUUUUAGAUGUAAACGACAACCCGCCAGUGUUCGAGAAAGACGAGUUUGAUAUCUUCGUGGAGGAGAACAGUCCCAUCGGGCGUGCCCACAUAUCUGCGCUGCGUCAGACCCAGAACGAAGGCAGCAAUGCGCAAAUCAUGUACCAGAUCGUCGAAGGCAACAUCCCCGAGGUCUUCCAACUGGACAUCUUCUCCGAGCUCACCGCUCUGACCGACCUCGACUACGAGACGCGUUCGGAGUAUAUCAUCGUAGUUCAAGCCACGUCUGCGCCUCUGGUCAGCAGAGCCACGGUCCACAUCAAACUCAUCGACAAGAACGACAACGUCCCCGUCCUCAAGAACUUCCAGAUUAUAUUUAACCACUACGUAACCGAUAAGACCAACAGCUUCCCGUCGGGUGUGAUCGGCCGGAUCCCGGCUCACGACCCGGACAUCUCCGAUCAGCUCCACUACAGCUCAGCCGGAAACGAGCUGAAUCUGGUGCUUCUGAACCAGAGCACCGGAGAGAUCCGACUCAGCCGAGCCCUGGACAACAACAGACCGCUGGAGGCGUCCAUGAAGAUCGCCGUCUCUGAUGGCGUUCACUCGGUGUCGGCUCAGUGUCUGCUGCAGGUCACCAUCAUCACGGACGAGAUGCUCUCCAACAGCAUCACGCUGCGAUUGGCCGACAUGUCGCAGGAGCGCUUCCUCUCGCUCCUAUUGGCUCAGUUCCUGGAGGGCGUGGCCAGUGUUCUCUCAGCGUCACGUGAGGACGUGGUGGUCUUCAACAUCCAGGACGACACGGACGUCAGCGCCGGCAUCCUGAACGUCAGCCUGUCGGUGGCGGUUCCGGGCGAGGGGUCACGAGGCCGCGGGGUCAGCCCGGCCCGGCUGGGUCGCAGCAGCGGAGGCGAGGUGGAGUUCUUGGGGUCGGAGGAGCUGCAGGAGCGCCUGUAUCUGAACCGCAGUCUGCUGGCGCAGAUCUCCUCGCAGGAGGUGCUCCCGUUCGACGACAACAUCUGCCUGCGCGAGCCGUGCGAGAACUACAUGAAGUGCGUGUCCGUGCUGAAGUUCGACAGCCUGGCGCCGUUCGUGGCGUCCGACACCAUCCUGUUCCGGCCGAUCCACCCGAUCGCAGGCCUGCGCUGCCGCUGUCCGCUCGGCUUCACGGGAGACUACUGCGAGACGGAGAUCGAUCUGUGCUACUCCAAACCCUGCGGCGCUCACGGCGUCUGCCACAGCCACGAGGGCGGCUUCACCUGCCAGUGUCUCCACGACUACACAGGUGAGCGAUGCGAGAUCUCGUCGCGCUUGGGCCGCUGUGCCGAGGGCGUGUGUAAGAACGGCGGGACGUGUCUCAAUCUGCUGGUGGGCGGCUUUAGGUGCGAGUGUCCUCCCGGAGGCUUCGAGAAGCCCUUCUGCCACAUGAGCUCCAGGAAUUUCCCUCCUCAGACCUUCAUCACCUUCAAGGGUCUCCGGCAGCGCUUCCACUUCACGCUCUCGCUGUCGUUUGCGACUCGAGAGCCUGACGGUCUGCUGCUGUAUAACGGACGCUUCAACCAGAAACACGACUUCAUCGCUCUGGAGAUCGUUAACGAACAGAUCCAGCUCACCUUCUCCGCAGGAGAGACGCAGACGACGGUGUCGCCCUCCAUCGCGGGCGGAGUGAGCGACGGGCGCUGGCACACGGCACACGUGCACUACUACAACAAGCCCGUCCUGAACCGCGCGGGUCUCCCUCAGGGCCCGUCCGAUCAGAAGGUUGUCGUGGUGACGGUGGACGACUGCGACACACCGGUGGCGCUGCGCUUCGGUCACGUGAUUGGAAACUAUUCGUGCUCCGCCCAGGGCAGCCAAUCAGGAUCCAAGAAGUCUCUGGAUCUGACGGGGCCACUGCUGCUGGGCGGCGUUCCCAAACUUCCCGAGGAGUUUCCCGUCCGGAACCGGCAGUAUGUCGGCUGCAUGAAGGACCUGCGCAUCGACCAGCGGCACAUCGACAUGGCCGGAUUCAUCGCUAACAACGGAACGCUAGCCGGAUGCUCGGCGAAGCGUCAUUUCUGCGGUACUAACCCGUGUCUGAACGGCGGCAGCUGCGUGAAUCUGUGGGGUUCGUUCCGAUGCGACUGUCCGCUGGGAUUCGGAGGACGGAACUGCGAGAAAGUGAUGCCCAACCCACUGCGUUUCCAUGGUAACGGGCUGUUGUCGUGGCGGGAUCUGGUUGUCGUGGUAACGGUUCCGUGGCAUCUGGAGUUCAUGUUUCGCACGCGGCAGCCGACGGCGACACUGAUACACAUCAGUUCAGCACAACACAACCUCACCAUACAGCUGAGGGAGGGUUACGUGUUGACGUCGGUUCAGCGCGGCGAGGACUCCACCGUGUCUCGUGUUGAUGAUGUCACAGUGAGCGACGGCCAAUGGCAUCAUGUGUUGCUGGAGCUCCGAGGCCCCGGGACGGGCGGCAUAACGGCGGCGCUGAGCCUCGACCACGGCCUGUACACGGAUCUAGACUCUAAGCUGAAGGGUGUUAAACUGAAGACUGUGAGUGUCGGGGGAAUCACAGACAGCAUUCAGAGGAUGUGUUCAGGUGUUCGUGGUUGUCUGCAGGGUUUGCGUCUGGGUGACUCCGCCUCGGCUCCCGUGUUUCCCAGCAUGCAUCAGGCUGAUGUGGUGAACGUGGAGUCGGGCUGCAGUCUGCCGAACCCCUGCGGAUCGAACCCGUGUCCGGCUCACAGCGACUGCAGCGACGACUGGGACACACAUUCCUGCAGAUGCCACAGCGGUUACUACGGCAACAACUGCAGCGACGCCUGCGCUCUGAACCCCUGCGAGCACCAAUCAGCAUGCAGCAGGAAGUCAAGCUCCGCCCACGGAUACACCUGUAACUGUCCCAGCAGCUACUUCGGCCAGUACUGCGAGAAAAAGAUGGAUCUGCCGUGUCCCCGCGGAUAAUUCAUUUAUAACUCAUAACUUCCACACAACUCAGACACGGCUAAAGGAUUCGACGCUGACUGUAACAAGACCAGCGGCGCGUGUCGCUGCAAGGACAAUCACUUCCGGCCGGCGUCGAGCGCAGUGUGUCUGCUGUGUGACUGUUACGCGGUGGGCUCGUUCUCGCGCGCGUGUGACCGGGACAGCGGUCAGUGUCCGUGUAAGCCGGGUGUCAUCGGGCGGCAGUGUGACCGCUGUGAUAACCCCUUCGCUGAGGUCUCGUCCAGCGGCUGUGAAGUCAUCUACAACAGCUGUCCGCAGGCCAUCGAAGCGGGAAUCUGGUGGCCGCGGACCAAGUUCGGUCUCCCAGCGGCCGUCUCGUGUCCGAAAGGAUCCACCGGGACUGCGAUCCGUCACUGUGACGAGCACAAGGGCUGGCUGUCACCGAACCUCUUCAACUGCACGUCUGUGAGCUUCAGUAAACUCAAGACACUGUCGGAGCGUUUGGUGCGUAACGCAUCUCUGAUGGACUCCAGUAACGUCCAGCAGACCGCGGCGCUGCUCUAUAACGCAACGAAGAGCGUGAGACAGUUCUACGGCAGCGACGUGAAGAUGGCGUAUCACCUGACGCGUGCCAUACUGCAGCAUGAGAGCCGCCAGCAGGGCUUCAACCUCAGCGCCACGCAGGACGUCCUGUUCAACGAGCACCUGAUGCACGUGGGCAGUGCUAUACUGUCGGCGGACACGCGUGGACACUGGGAGCUCAUCCAGCAGACGGAGGGCGGCUCGGCCACACUGCUGCGACAGUUCGAGGAGUAUACGAACACGCUUGCGCAAAACAUGAGGAAGACCUACCUGAGCCCCUUCACCAUCGUCACGCCCAACAUCGUCAUCUCCAUCGAUCGUUUGGAGAAGAUGAAUUUCGCUGGCGCUAAACUGCCUCGUUACGAGUCCCUGCGCGGGCCACGCCCACUCGACCUGGAGACGGCCGUCACUCUUCCCUACUCGGUUUUCAUCCCCGCCCCUGAGGGCAAAGGUCAGCGGCACCACAGCGAGUCAAUCGCAGAGUCCGGCAGAAACCACACGACCAGCCGGAAGAGGCGUCAUCCGGACGAGCGCGAGCAGGACGCCGUCGCCAGCGUCAUCAUCUUCCACAGCCUAGCGGCGCUGCUGCCGGAGCGAUACGACACCGACAAGAGGAGCCUCAGGGUUCCCAAGCGUCCGGUCAUCAACACUCCUGUGGUCAGUAUAACGGUUCAUGAUAACGAGGAGCUGCUGCAGCACACGCUGGAUAAACCCAUCACGGUGCAGUUCCGUCUGGUGACCACUGAGGAGCGCUCUAAACCCAUCUGUGUGUUCUGGAACCACUCCAUAGUCGCUGGCGGUCCGGGCGGCUGGUCUUCUAAGGGCUGUGAGGUGGUCUUCAGGAACAGCACACACAUCAGCUGCCAGUGUUACCACAUGACCAGCUUCGCCGUGCUCAUGGACAUCUCACGCCGAGAGAACGGAGAGAUCCUGCCGGUGAAGCUGAUCACGUGGAGUUCAGUGGGUGUGACGCUGGGCUUCCUCUUCCUCACCAUCGUCUUCCUCACCUGCCUGCGGGCCGCGAGCAGCAACAAGACCAGCAUCGUCAACAACGGCGCGGCUGCGCUCUUCAUCGCGCACCUCGUCUUCAUCCUGGGCAUCAAUCAGGCCGAUAACCCGUUCCUGUGUACGGUGAUGGCCAUCCUGCUGCACUUCCUCUGGCUCUGCGUCUUCUCCUGGCUCUUCCUGGAGGGGCUGCACGUCUACCGCAUGCUGAGCGAGCUGCGCGACAUCAACUACGGCCCCAUGCGCUUCUACUACCUGAUUGGCUGGGGCGUGCCGGCCUUCAUCACGGGUCUGGCGGUGGGACUGGACCCCGAGGGCUACGGGAACCCCGACUUCUGCUGGCUCUCGCUCUACGACACCCUCAUCUGGAGUUUCGCGGGUCCUGUCGCGUUCGUCGUGUCGAUGAACGUGUUCCUGUACAUCAUGGCAUCGAGAGCGUCGUGUUCAAUCGAGAAGAGAGACGUGCCGGCGGCGGGUCUGCGGACAGCGUGUGCCGUGUUGCUGCUGGUGACGGUGACGUGUCUGCUGGCGCUGCUGUCGGUCAACAGCGACAUGAUUCUCUUCCACUAUCUGUUCGCCGGAUUCUGCUGCGUUCAGGGGCCGUUUCUGUUCUUCUUCCGCGUGGUGUUUAAUAAAGAGGCGAGAGACGCCAUGCGCUACUGCUGCAGCAGGAAACGACCCGAUCACAUGAUCAAACCCAAACCAUCCGCGUUUAUCUGCAACAGUAAUUUGGUGGACGGACGUCUGUAUCAUCUGCCGUUCGCUGAGUCCAGUGUGUCUCUGAACGGAACCCAGAGCAGCAAAACUCAUCAGAACUACAUGCCCUUCAGUCUCCGAGAAGACGAUCUGAACAGCAGUCACCUGAGUCUGAGUGAACACAACACACUGUUCAAAGACAAAGAGCAGAUGGACGAUCACGACUCAGACUCUGACAGCGAUCUCUCAGAGCUGGAGGACGAUCAGAGCGGCUCGUAUGCAUCCACACACUCGUCCGACAGCGAGGAAGACGAGGGCGAGUUCCCGCAGGAGGAAUGCUGGGAGAAUCUGGCCACCAGCGGCCCCAUCAAACCUCACGAUGUGUGGGAGGGUGAGACAGGAGCAGCAGACGAGCGUCUGAAGGUGGAGACACUGUCCAAACCAGAGCACAGAGCAGAGGAUCAUGGGACGGAAAACCUGCUGCUGCUGCUGGCCAGUUUUACAAACUCUACAGCGCAGCUGCACAAAGGAAUCCUGAAGAAGAAGCAGCGAGGACGCCAUCAAAUCGCCGAGAGGAAACGCCCAAUCAACCGCAUCCACAACCAGCUGUCUGGAGACUCCCCCUCCUCACGCGGCCCCUCCUCCAGCGAGGGCCGAGGGGGCGGGGCUAGGCGGGGUCAUCUGAACGGGGCGUCGGCAAGCGGACUGAUGAAAAUGCUCGACAACGACUCGUCUGAAUCUGAGUGA